UGCAGCCUUCGGAGGACUUACAGGCACCCCAGAAGUGCAUUCAGGAGAGGACCCAGGUUCUUAUCUCGGCCCUGAGACAAGCUGUCAUCAUAUAUUUGUGAUUUCCUCAGUCUCUCCAAAGAAAAUACGUAAAGCUUCCUACAUCCUUUCCUAUUCAGUGUUCACUGAUCGUCAUACCAUUACGGCGGUAUGCAACCUUAGAUUGGAAAAGCGUCGUUAAAUAACCAAAAAUAUAAAGAAAUGUGUAUAUACCCUUCUAUCAUCUUGCGUUGAUUGAUGACAAAAUUUCUUGCAUCCUGAACAAUCUUACAUUCUGGUAUGUUCUAUAAAAUACGAUCACCGAUAAAGGACAACGCAACUGUCACUUCCCGGCUCUCGGUUGGGACUGCAUAUCUCACCUCUCAGCGCUCUGGUAUAGUGGCUAUAUGAAACAAUAGAAACAGCCAACUUUUUCUAUCAGUUCCUGCCUGGAAGUUAGAUUUGCGUUGAGCUUUUAUCAGCGAACGCAAUCUGUAACUCCGCGAUCAUCAACGCCGCUAGAGGAAGAAGGAAAAACAUGGAAUGUGUGAGUAACACGAGACGCCACGAUGAUCUAAUCCAAAAUGUUGGUGACAUUUUGUGAGAGAGCUGGUCUGUUACGCUGAUGAGCUAUUUAUUACCUUCCGCCCAAACCAAAAGCUCUCGCCACCCCUUGUCGGCUGUCCGCUACUGUUUAUUCAACAUACUCGCGCCUCUGCGUCCAUAUCUGGACGCCUCGUCGUGCGUUAUGCCGUGUGACAUGUCCAAUGAGGAGUAUUUAAUCAAAAGUACAUUCCACUCACAAAGAAUGACCAAUCUCUCGGAAUAGUCUAAUCUUAAAAAAUCUGAUUGGUUGUUCGAGUAUGAACCACUUCUUAAUAUAUGGCCACAUCACUUAGAAAUCACCUCAUACUCAGAUAAGAGAUACAAAAACGUUUGAUCAGAAGUCCCCAAUCGAUGAUAACACUAACAACAUGUAUUUUCGAUAAAACCGUAUUAGAGCAGAUAACACGUGACCCUGGACAUCAAGAAACGCCCUCUUGCAGUAAAUGAAGAGUCGUCGCCACCACAGAAAUUCGCACGGACGGAGUAUGAAAUGGCCGGAGCAUAAGAAAUUCGUACACAAUUCUGAUCGUUAAACCUGGAGGGAAGAGACCAUUUGUGAAACCUAGUCAUAUGUGAGAAGAUAAUAUUAAAAUGUACCCUCAGCAAAAAAGGCUGGGUCUUGUGAAUACGGUAAUGAACUUUAGAAUUCCGUACAAGUGAGGGGUGGCCAUAACAACUGAGCAUUUUCGUAGAGCUCCGAGUUAAUUCGGGAUGCCACUAGGGGACUCGAAGUUAGAGGUCCUCACGACUGUGAGAAUGUCGGUUGUGGUCCUGAAUAUGGAGGCUGUAUGUCCUUCCGAAACAAUGGUAAUCGUCUACGGUACAUGACUAUGUCAUAAUCCACAGACCACGACCAACAAAUACCUUUUCUGAUCCGCGGGGUUAAAAAAUGCAUGCCAAUAAUUACAACUUGAAGGCGAAUGUCAAAGCUGCCCUUGGCCUCUCUCUUGAGUGUUGUUUACCAAUACGAAGUUACCGCUAUCUGAUAUCUCGAGCAUGACGUCGUCGCAAGUUUUUUCCUUCUUCAGAAGAUUAUCGGCACACAGCACGUUUCAUUUAUCUCAUGCCUGCACUGGUGCAAAUCCGUACAAAUGAGUUCCUUACGUAACGUUUUCAUCGAGAUUAUGUUUGGACGACACGAACUGCUCAUAGGCAACGUUUACUUACAAUUUACUAUCUCCGAUAAAUGAACCUGACAUUGGUCACAUUUCUGCGAAAGUAAAAUUAAAUUCCUUUCCUUCCCCGCGGCCAUUGCAAAACCGAUAAAUACCACUUUAAUAUUAUACAGCCUCCCAGUCGUACAGUUCCUGAGUUAUAAAUGUCGAACGCCGGUAAUUAAAACGCAAAAACCAGUUUGUCACAGCGCGCGCCUGUAUUUGGGCACAAACGUUUCGGAGAAACAAACUGCCUCCAUCUUCAGGACCUUCUUCUCGAGGCCACAUUUAGUAACCUUUCAUGAAUAUGCACUCAGGCCAUAUCUUAUCCUGCAGUUUCAUCUGUGAAGUGCUUUCACAAGUAGCAGCUACCAAAUUUGAUUAAGAAACGCGGUACUUGAGAAAACAUAGUACACAUUUUAUAGUGAAAACAGAUAAAAUACAUAGGCGUAUCUUGAUAAUGUCAAAUAUAGCAAACUGACAAUUUUUGACAGAACGCGAUAGCGCACGCCUAUAAAAUUCAGUUGUGCCCGGGCAAAAUGCCAGAGGAUUUCAAGAAUGUCGCACAAACACCUCGUUCUUUUGGCGGUCGCCAUUCUGACCACAACAUGCGGUGGAAAUACCAUCAACGAACUCCCACUGCACAUUCGUCAAAUGAAGAAUGUUCACUACGACGGCGGGGUACCCUGGAUGCUCAUCCCGGAUGGUGAUGGAGUGCUCCAUGUCGCCAUUUUGACAGACAUUCCAGGACCAAUCACAAGAGACGUAGCAGAAGACGUGAAUCUCGAACUGUACACUAACAAAAUCGGCAGCUCCGUACCAAACCGACUGAUAGUCAACGAUCCCGAGAACCUGAAAAAUUCUGGAUUCGAUUCCAAAAACCCAACGAAGAUCCUGGUCCAUGGUUUUUCUGGAAAUGGCAGAAACUCCAUGAUAAUUGACAGCAAAAACGCCUACCUAGCUAAGGGCGACUACAACAUCAUCGGCGUAGACUGGGGAGUGCUCUGCCCUUCGCCGAACUACAUUACCGCCUGUCGGAACGCCGUUCUGGUCGGCGAGCACCUCGCAGACCUGGUGGAGUUCCUCGUGGAGAACGGCGCGAAGUUGGAGGACAUCCACAUAACCGGGCACAGCCUCGGCGGUCAAGUGGGAGGAUUCGCGGGCGGCAGUACCCGGACGGGCAAGAUCGGCAGAAUCACAGGUUUGGACACGGCGUACCCGAUGUUCGGUAACGCGGACGCAGCUGGGCGCCUGGACCCAGACGACGCCAUCCUGGUGGACGCCAUCCACACCUGCUUCCCUGACCCCUACACCCAAGUGGACUUCUAUCCUAAUGGAGGAAUUAGGCCACAACCGGGCUGCGACGCGAGUGACGUCACUGGUCAAUGCAGUCACAGCAAAGCUUGGGAGUACUUCAUUGAAUCGAUCAAAAGAGAGGACAGGUUUCCUGCCGUGGGCUGUCUCACUGAAGAGGAGGCAAAUACUGGCGCUUGCACGGACGAUUCUACGGGAAUAAUGGGAGACGCCAUACAAUUUACGAAGAAAGGGAUAUACUACGUGGACACCACUAAGUAACCAACACAUCUCACGAAGAAACCAAUUUUUUAUCAUGACCUGUCUUCAUAGAAAUGAAGGAUUUUCCUUUAAAACAUAUUAACUGGAAGGUUUCAGAUUAAAAGUAUUUGGCCAGAAAGAAAAAGUUAUGUUCUCUUAUACUAUUCAAUAUACAUGUUUAUGAGGUCAUUCAAGGCUUGCACGUUUUACUGCUUACUCCAAAUGAAAGUUGGACCACUUAUACAUUCAUGAUUCAAGCAAUGUUCUCAAUAAAAGAAUGUUACAACCAA
Zootermopsis nevadensis is the source of this 3622-nucleotide messenger RNA. NCBI's taxonomy places the organism in Eukaryota, Metazoa, Arthropoda, Insecta, Blattodea, Termopsidae. The record is from RefSeq and is a predicted model, not a curated record.